CAAAACACACCAAGCAAACGUCUUUCUCAACAAAGUCACACGAAGAAUCACUUACGUACGCGAAAGAUGAAGCCCGCUACAUUUCUCGUGGCUCUGACUACCGUCGCGGUCAUUCUCUCCGUCGUCAGGGCUGAUCCCUAUGGUGGGUGGCAGCCGAUAAAGAACAUCCACAGCCAUCGCGUCCAGGAGAUUGCUAGGUUUGCAGUAGGAAUGUACAACUUGGAAAACGGUUUCAAACAUUGGUUGAGACUCGCAAGCAUUCGGAGGGGCUUUACCCAGGUGGUGGACGGCGUGAACUACAAGCUCGACGUGACGGUGGCUGGAGGCAAUCGAGGGAGUAUGUACCGAACAGAAGUUUAUGAGAGGCGUGGCUCAUUGGAGCUCAAGUAUUUCACACCUAUAUACGAGGGAUUAAAUUAAGAUCCUUCAUGAACAAUAAUUUUAGCCGUCUUUGUUUUAAUUAGUAUGUUUUUCAUAUGUUUGUUUGAUAGUGUCUCAAUUGUUUCAUAUGUUUGUUUUACCUAGUGAUGUUAUGUCCUUUUUUUAUCAUAAAUAUGAGUGUGUUUCUCAAUUGUUAGUGUCUCUAUUUUAAUUUCUACAAAUCUUUUCACUAGAUAAUGAGUUUAAAAUUUGCAUAAACCACCAACGUUGCUUAUCAUUUACUUGCUAAUUUCGAAAGGUAAUAUAGAAUGACACAUUCUGGAACGAAAUAAAAUUAAGGAUUCGAA
Molecule: messenger RNA, 728 nt
Organism: Linum trigynum
Lineage: Eukaryota; Viridiplantae; Streptophyta; Magnoliopsida; Malpighiales; Linaceae
Source: the annotation of a GenBank genome assembly